Mytilus trossulus (common blue mussel) is the source of this 3758-nucleotide messenger RNA. Its product is annotated as protein amalgam-like. The record is from RefSeq and is a predicted model, not a curated record. Lineage: Eukaryota; Metazoa; Mollusca; Bivalvia; Mytilida; Mytilidae. Gene Ontology annotation, cellular component: neuron projection. The coding region runs from base 122 to 1219 and encodes 365 amino acids. The transcript has 8 exons.
UACCUGACUCGUCGUGUAUGGGCAUGCGCCAAACAGGUAAACCGGAAAUAAAGACAUUUGUAAUCAAAAGAAUGAAAAUAAUGUAAAACUCCAAAACCUGUAAGAAAUUUCACGGAGAGAAAUGGAAAUUAUUAUUCUGCUCAUCAGUUUCGUUGCUUGUGCAUUUGCAAUUGACCCAAAUGUGACAAUCAUUGAUGAAGCACCAAAAAUGAUUAUUGGUGUCAGUGGCAGGAAGGAAAUGAUAGCUACAAAAGACAAAGAUGUCUUCAUGACAUGUGUAGUACACAACAAACCAGCUGAUAAAAAGGUUGAAUGGAGAGCCAUAGCUCCAGACAAUACAAAUAUUGAAAUCUCAGAAGAUCAAGAUUCUAAAGACGCAUAUAGAUACCAGAUUGAUCAACCUUCCGCCAUUUCAUGGAGGGUCAAAAUCCAGAACAUACAGAUUGCUGAUGAAAUGAGAUAUAUAUGUCAGGUCGAUAUUGGUCUACAAAAAUAUGCCACUGAGGAAAGAUAUAUCAGAGUUACAGAAAAACCUCAGAUUAUGGACUUACUGACCAGUAGUAACCAGUUGGUAGAAGAAGGGGAUCCAGUCCAGCUUACUUGUAAUUGUACAGGGUGGCCAAGGCCAAAUGUUAGAUGGUCAAAAGUUGCUGGUGGGUUGCUGCCAAGUGGAGGACAAGAGUAUGCUGGAUAUACAUUGAAUCUUGGUAAUUCUCGACCAGACCACAGAGGUUACUACAAGUGUACAUGUCAGAAUAUGGUUGGGAAAGACGCCAGGAUUGUAUAUUUAGGGGUUGUAUUCAAACCAACAAUCCAGGUUGGACAGAUGGAACCAGCUCAAGCCUAUGGGUACCAGAAAACAUUGGAAUGUGUUAUAGAAGCUUAUCCAGUGCCAUCAGAAGAUCAGAUCACAUGGACUCAUGAAAAUAUCCCUGUUCCAUCAAGUGCUAAAAUAAAGUACAUAGAAGGAGCCAUGAAUAGAGUGACCACCAAACUCACAAUAAGAGGAGUAGAUCCAAAUGCACUUGGUCUUUACACAUGUCAAGCCAGUAACACUAAGGGAUCAACGCAAGCAAAUAUAAAUUUGAAAUAUUCUAGCCAGCCAACACCAGAUAUUACAGGAGAAAUAAUAAGAAGUGGUGCCUCACUCAUCUCUAUCAGCAUAACAACACUACUCAUGUUAGUCACAGUCGGACUUCUUCAUACGUGUAAAGUCUAGCUUCAAAUAGUGUCUUCAAACUUGUAAAUUCUAGCUUCAUAGAAUGAGUCUUCAUGCAUAUAAAUUGUAACCUCAAAGAAAUCAUUGUCCAUUCAUAUGUAAAUUUGAAAUUGUCAUAAAUUUAACCUUGACAUCUUCAUACUGAGACUUCACUCAACUGCCAGAAUUGAUUAAUUAUUCAUCAGAGCAAUUUCUGAAAUUUGACUGAUAUUUGAAAUAGAUAUUACAUAUGCAAAAAAUUUCAUGAAUUGAGAAUUGAUAGAAUGUUUAUUUUUCGGAGACCUUUUUUUGCUAUUUUAUCGCACUUAUAAAAAAAGACACUUUUUAUUAACAUUAUUAAGAUAAAUUUAAGAUAUUUGGAAUAGAUUUUUUUUUUCAAAAAUUAUUUUUUAGGACAAUGUAAACUUUACUUUUUUAAAAUUAUAUAUUGGACAUGGUGUGCUAUUUAACUUAACAAAGUUAUGAAAGGUAUGUGGUUGUGACAUGUUGUGAAAUUUUGUUUUCCAAUGGUAAGAACUUGAGUGUAUAGUCUCAGUUAACAUGAAAGCUAUAAUUGAUGUAUUUGUUAAGUUUGUUUAUAUCAUAUUUGUAAAUUUAAAAACAUAUAAAUUGUAGUAACAAACAUGCAGUUUUGUUAAUAGGUAUAAAUCAAAUGAUUUAAAAUGCAGGCCAUAUUAAUUCACUUUUCAAACAUUUGACCAAUCUAUGAUGAAGCUUUGAAUAUUUGUAUGAAGUGUCUACAUUUCUUUCAGUACCUGCAUUUGCAUUUAAUGCAAUAUUAAUAACUCUAGUACCAUAAAGUAAACAAAUCAAAAAUAAUUCUAUCUUAAAGCUGCUUAAUUACUUGAGUGUGUUAAAUUUACUUGUUUCCUUGUUAUAGUAAGACGGGUCAUAAAUAGAGUAUUAUAUUUGUUUACUACAAAAAAAGUCUACAUGUGCAUGAAGUAAUGUUGUUUUUACUAACCAAUCAAAAGAGGGAAGAUUUAAUUAGAGUACCUUGUUUUUUUCCUGUUUGUGCUAGCUGAUAAAUUAAACAUUUUUUAAUUAACAAACAUUCAAUCCCAAUUUAAUAAUUCAAACUACACGCUCAAAUUCUUUAUAUUAAUAAAAAUUGCACCUGUUGUUUUCGAAAUUUUUAAGUACAUUCCAUUUUUUUAUUAAUUGUAAAUAUGUAAAUAUCAUCACUAUAUUUGUAUAAAAUGUGUAUAUUUGGAUGCAACUUUUUACAUAUCAAUAUCUGUCAUAGUUUUUUUUUAUAGAUCAUAUUUUGAUUAUUUACUACAUUCCAAAAUUUCAGGGAAUAACCAAAACUACAAACCCUGAUUUUAUUGAGUAUAAAUUUUAAGAGUUUACAAUUUUAAAGUAUUAUUAUUUUAUUUACUUUUUGCUAAUAUAUAAAUCAAACUUUCACCAGCAAAUCCAUUUACUUUUUCAGUUUUAAUUAUCUGCAGUUAAAAUUCAACAGAUACUUAUAUAUAUCUUUGGUUAUACUGAAACUUUCAGAUAUUUUUCAAGUACAUGUACUUCUAAAGUAUUCAUGGUUGCUAAUAUAAAAAAAAAAUAUAGAUGUGUUUCACUGCCUGAUUCGAAACAGAACAGACGUAACAUGCGCUCAUGGUGCAGCUGUUUAUUCUGAACUGGUUCCAUUUUAAGCUUGAUAUGUAUGUUAAACAUGUUUAAUGUUUUUAUUUGAUAUAAUGUUCAUUCCAAAUUCUUGAAGGUGACAUAUAAAUCUUCCAUCAUUGUACAGUGUGAAGUAAAAGAUAUAUAUUAAAGGAAUUUUUAUGAAAUCAUAGGAUUAUAGUUGGAUUUUCAUUGUAUAUUACAUUACUCUAUGACACUGUAGUAGGUACAUAUCAAAAGAGUUGCCAUACACUGUAUACAUGUUAUAAUUUAUGUGUAACAUAGUUUUUUAUUGUGUAUUUUUAUAUUGACAUUUUUGUACAUAUUUUAGUUUUAUCAUAUAAAUACUUUUGUUUGGAUAUGAAAUAUAUAAAUUUUAAGGACUCAGUGCUACAUUAAUGUAUUAGAAAUUUAAAUUGUUGAUUUAAUAAAAAAAAAUCUAGAGGAUAAAAAGACAUUUUGAUGAACAGAAAAGAGAAUUAAAAAAUUUAAAGUACAAUCUAUUAAACAAAAAUAAAUUAUUGCAUUAACAACCAACAGUUUUGAUUGUCAAUUAUCAUGUUAGUGAUCUAUUCUGUUUAGAUUUUUUUAAAUUGUUAGUUUCUGAAAUAAAACUCUUUGAUUCAUUAAAUUUACCAAAGUUCCUUCUGUCAAGUUUUAAUUUCAUAUGCAUAUAAGUUUUAAAACUUCUGGUGACAGGAAAAAACAAAAUAGAAUAGAUUGCUUGACAAAAAUUUGGUUUCAAGAUGAAUGCUUUACCUUGACCUUGUAUUUUAUUGUAUUUAUAUUUUAAUUUCUGAAGAUAGUUUAAAUUUUAUUCAAAUAUUUUAUUGCAUUUUUGUAUUUCCAAUCACAAUUAUAUACAAAUAAAUGUAUUUUACAUUAAAUUUGAUAUAAAAUAAUACAGAUAAAAGUU